This is a messenger RNA of Monoraphidium neglectum, 807 nucleotides long. RefSeq lists its product as hypothetical. The coding region runs from base 1 to 807 and encodes 268 amino acids. The record is from RefSeq and is a predicted model, not a curated record. The transcript has a single exon. Lineage: Eukaryota; Viridiplantae; Chlorophyta; Chlorophyceae; Sphaeropleales; Selenastraceae.
AUGCAGGCUCAGGCGCAUGCGCACCGCGCACAGAACGACCGCCUGCAGGCCCUUGCGAUGCUGACAGGCCAGCCACAGCCCGCACAGUCGCAGACCGCCGCGGCCCUCGCGCUGCUGGCAGCCCAGCAGCAGCAGCAGCAGCAGCAGCAGCAGCAGCAGGCCGCGCCGGCCGUUUCCUUGGCGCCGGCUGUGGCCGCGGCGCCGGUCGCGUCACAGGCGCUUCCCGCGCCGCUGCAGGCUCUGGCCCUUGCUGCGAGCCAGGCGCCUGGGGCCCCACAGGCACCUACACGCCACCUCCAGCCUGUGCCGCCCGUGGCGCAGCCGCAGCUGCUGACGCCCCAGGCUCCGGUGGUCGUGGCUGCGGCGUCGCCGGCACAGCCGUCCAAGGAGGCUGGCGUGUCUGGGGGGCCAUCGUCGGGCGCGCCAGCACAGCAGCUGCAGGCCCUGGCGCUGCAGGCCCUGGCGCUGCUGGCCAACCAGGAGGGCGAGCAAGGGACAGCCGCUGCUCCCGCCGCUCCCGCGCCGGAGGGACCAGCGCAGCCGCCGCCACCUCGGGAGCACGCCGCCGCGACACCGCCCGCACCGCCUGCUACCGCCCCUGCCGCCAUCGCGGCCCCGCCCGCCGCGGCCGCCUCUCCCUCCGCGCUGGGCGCCCCGGCCGCGGUGUCCUCCGCGGUACGCGCCCCGGCCGGGUUGGAUGACACGGUUCUGCUGGAGGCCGUGGUGAGCCUGCUGGGGCCUGUGCUGGAGGCCCUCAUGCCCGGCCACGCACUGGCCAGCACAGCCGCCGCGCCCGCCGCGCAGUGA